GUCCCCCGCCGCCAGCCUGGAGCGCGCUGCCGGGGCUGCGGGGCCCUCGGCGCGGCCCUCGGCGGGGUCGGGGCGCGGCCGCGGACACCGGCCAGGACGCCGACGGGCCGGCGGGCUCCCCGACGGGCUCCCCGCAAGGCUGUGCGGGAUGCUGGCCGCGCUUCUCGCCACCGUCGCAUGCUGCUCUGUCUGCGCUUUGGCUUCCGAGUUCGCAGCCAUUGACCUCCUGGAGUCGCUCCAGCUCCGCAAUACCAGUCGCCCUGGAGUGAGCCUGGCCAGCGGGCCGCAGCGCCACCGACCCGCGUACUACCUGCAGGGAGACUACCGCGACCUGAGGCUGCCGCCGAACGAGUACCAGAAGGCGGUGCAGCUGCUCAGGGACAACACCGAGUUCACCCUGGCCGCGCUGCUUCGCCAGGAGGAGGCCAACUCGGGCACCAUCAUCUCCUUCUCGCACGGCUUCAAUAGGUACCUGGAACUGCAGUCCAGCGGUCGCAAGGACGAAAUCCGCCUGCACUACUCCAUGCCGGACGUGGACGGUGCUGGCGAGGGGGCGGGCUCCGCUGGCGGGGCCACCCCCGGGGGCGGCGCGGCGGCGGCCGGGGGCGGCCCCGUGCACGUCGAGACGUUCCCCUACCGGCUGGCGGACGGCGCGUGGCACUCGCUCGCCCUGUCCGUCUCGGGCGCGCAGCUGCAGCUGCUCGUCGACUGCCACCCGCUGUACCGGCGGCUGCUGCUCGCGCCGCCCGACACCUCCUUCAGCCGGCCGCAGCUGCAGCUGUGGGUGGGCCAGCGCAACAACAAGCACUCCCUCUUCAAGGGUGCGCUCCAGGACGUGCGCAUCAUCCCCGGGCCACACGGGUACCUCCACCAGUGCCCGCAGCUGGACACCAGCUGUCCCACCUGCGGCCAGUUCAGCCAGCUGCAGAGCGAGGUGGAACAGCUGACGCGCCGGCUGUCGCAGCUCAGCGAGCGGCUGGCGGCCGCCGAGGUGAGGGUGGCGCGGACCGAGGAGUGCGACUGCCAGAAGAGCUGCAGGAUCAACGGGUCGGUGCACGCGGACGGCGCCACCUGGCAGAAGGGCUGCGACGUCUGCGCUUGCGUGCAAGGAGAGGUCCAGUGCAGGCCACUGCAGUGCCCGCUCGUGGCGUGCAAGAACCCCGUCAUCAACCCGGGGGAGUGCUGCCCCAGCUGUUUGAAGCAAUGCUUCCUGCGCGGGGUGCUGUACGACCACGGCGAGUCGGUGAACCUGAAGCAGUGCGUGGAGUGCGAGUGUCGCGACGGCUCCAUGCACUGCAAGCGCAUCGACCCGGACACCAUGUGCCCGGCGCUCGCGUGCCCGGCCGCGCAGCAGUUCAGCGUGCCGGGCGAGUGCUGCAAGUUCUGCCCGGGCGUCGACUACUGCGCCAAGGGCCACACCUGCCACCGCAACGCCACGUGCCUCAACCUCCAGACCACCUACGCGUGCCACUGCGACGCGGGCUUCACCGGCGACGGCCACAGCUGCAGAGACGUGGACGAAUGCCAGUCCGAGGGCGGGCUGGAGGGCCACCACUGCCACAGCAACACGCGCUGCGUGAACACGCCCGGCUCGUACGUGUGCCAGUGCGUGGACGGCUAUCGUCGCGUCGACAAGUUCAACUGCGCCGAGGUGGACGAGUGCUCGACGGGCAGCCACCGCUGCCACCAGGACGCCACCUGCCGGAACACGGCGGGCAGCUACCACUGCCAGUGCGCCGAGGGCUACGCCGGCGACGGCUUCAACUGCCAGCCCGUCUGCAACCAGACGUGCCUGAACGGCGGCUCGUGCGUGGCGCCGGGCACGUGCCAGUGUCGCCGCGGCUACGAGGGCGCCUCUUGCGAGCUGGACCUGGACGAGUGCGCCGAGGGCCGACACCGCUGCCCGUCCAGCGCCGCGCACUGCGUCAACAUGCCGGGCUGGUACUACUGCCGCUGCCGCCCGGGCUUCAGGACGGCCUUCACGGAGCCCGAGCGCGCCGACCGGGGCGCCAUCUGCAUGGAUGUGGACGAGUGUCUGGAGGGCAGCCACACGUGCCACCCUUCGGCGAGGUGCGUCAACACGGAGGGAGGCUUCGCCUGCGAGUGCGCGCCCGGCGACCCGGACUGCAAGCUCAGCUGCGUGGCCGGCGAGCUGGAGGUGCCGGACGGCGGCGAGGCCGUGCCCCCAGGCCGGCCGUGCGAGCGCUGCUCGUGCUCCGAGGGGGUCCUGUCCUGCCGCGGCCCCGACUGCGACUGCUCCGGCGCCGGCCCCCGCGCGCCCCGCGCCUGCUGCCCGCAGUGCGACCCGGCGGCCUCGUGCCGCCACCAGGAGCUGCACCACGUCGUCUUCCGUUCGGGCGAGAGGUGGAUCUACCAGUGCCAGACCUGCGAGUGCCUGUACGGUGAGGUGGACUGCUGGCCCAUGGAGUGCCCGCCCACGUCCUGCGCGUCGCCGGUGCUGGCCGAGGGCGACUGCUGCCCGCGCUGCGAGGACGAUCAGGACGCGCCCUGCUCGCUGGACGGCGCCGCGGACAACGGGACGGCGGCGGGACAGGCUCCCUGUUCGCUGGCUGGACAGCAGGCCGGACAGCUGUACGAGCCUGGGGCCUCCUGGACCUGGAGCGACAAGUGCGCUGCCUGCAACUGCAAAGUUCCCUACUGCGCCCAACUGGUGAGCUCUAGCGCAGGUUGUGAUGUGCAUCGGACGGACGUCUAUGCUGCAGUCUUGAUUACGGUUGUGUUGCUGACGUUGGCCCAGCCGCUGACCGACCCGCUGCGGGGCUCCCACUGGACUCUGCCCUCGCCACCACCGCUGCCGCCAACGGCGGCACCCUCUCCGCCCCCAACAACGACACCGCCCCCUCGCCCACGCCCCCGCCCCCGGGCGCCGCGGUCUCCACUCCCGCAGGCGUCGUCGGAGCACCGCAAGCGACGCUUCGGCCGGUUAGACUCGGUGGUGCGAGCCGAGAGCAUAAGACUGAGUCCACGCGGCCCGCCCGCCCAGUCACACGGGCCGCCCCCGCCACCGUCACCGCUCCCCACGUCGACGCCGACACAACCGUCGUGGCCAGCUCCACCCCGGCGUCCUUCCCCAAGCCCACGGCCUUCCCCGUGCCCGCCCCCGCCGAGGCCGGGUAGACACGCCACCUGAUAGGGGAGGGCGUGGGCCCUGUGGCCUGUGGGCCGAGGCCUGCCCGUUCAAGGACUCUGGGAGUCUCCAGGAGAACCAGGGGCCUGACUCGAAUCAUCACUGUGUUCAGCUAGUACUUCCAUUUCCACCGGCAAGUUCAACAAAUAUUUAAUAAAAGCGACGGACCUUCCGCCCCCCUCGUUCCUUUUUAUUUAGAGGGUCAAAGAUUUUGAUAAGAGCAGUGAUCCACACGCAAUUUCUUUGGUUUGAAAGAAACACGUGAAUUUUAAUUGCAUCUCACUGAUAGUAAAAUUGAUCGAUUUCACAAAAACUUAGCAAGUUUUCAGAAACUUUGAAAUGUGUUUGAUAAUGGAUUGGGAAAAUUAUAUCAAAUAGUUAAACUGAAAAAAUCUCAAUAUCAAAAUGGAUUUCUUUGACUUUUAUUAAAAAAUCAUUUUGAUUUUCCACUUAUUGGGUAAUGUACUUAUCAAUUAUACUUAAUUCGGAGAGAAAGCUUUAAAACUAGGAUUAUCCAAUUUUAAAUUUCUUGCUUGCAACAGGUGGGGACAGUUAUAUCCUGCUCCCGUUUUGGACUGAGAGUGUUAAAAGUGAACUGACAAUACUGUAUACUAUACAAAACUGACGCUCAACAUGAUCAAUGUUUAGAUUUAAGAACAGCAGAACCUUUGUGUGGCUUGAUGCUGUGGAUAAGAGACUUACUUUGAUAUGAAAUGCAGAAUUAUUCAAGGGCAAGACAGCACAGCCAAAUUUGGUCUCUCGUAAUCCACCAACUGUCCUGUCUUCUUCGGGAUCUAUCUCUAAUUGUCACAUGUCAAAUUCAAAAGGAUUAUUGUGUUUGGUUUAACAAGUUUAUCUUGAUCAUGUGUGCAAAACUAGUCAUUCCAGUUAAGAGGAAUAUAUGAAUGUAAUAAAGACAUGUGAAUUGAUUUUAUAAAUUAUUGGGCCCUGUCUUAAGUAUUUUCAAUUCAGCUUUGUUGGUGAUGGUACAGUCUAAUGAAUCUUUUUAUAAGUCAGAAGAAUGUGCUAAUAAAAGAAAUUAUAGGGAAAAAUCAUUUGGAAACAAAAGAGUGUCUUGUGUUUCACACCAGUGAUAUGGUACCAUAAUUAGUAAUUUUAAAAUUCUACUGUACUAUAUUAAAUGCGCUAGUCACAUACAAAAAUAAGAAAAAUGGUAAAAAAUAAAAUUUGGUAAUAACUCAAUUCUUAUUGAGCAAGUUCCUACUAAGAAAUAGUUGCAGUAGCUUAAGGUACAUGUUUGGAAAUUUCUCUCUUGAUAAUGAAAUGAUGGCUGCUAUAAUUGCAUGGUAUAACAAACUAAUAUUGACAAUCACACUUUGAAAAUGUAACUAUCAUGUAAAUUUCCUUAAAUUUAUCAGUAUGCUUGUUAUUUAAAGCGUUCCUUUCCACCUUCUGUAUACAAAUUUCUACUGUUACUUCCAAUAUAUACUCAGCUUCCUAUAAAGGUUUGCCAGGGUAUCUCUUGCCCUUUUAACCACUGGGACAAAACAAGAGGCAACAAUUAAGUUUGCACAUCAAACUGAAUACGCCAAGGAGAAUUUCACACUCUGUUCAUUUAUGAAAUUUCCCAUCCAAAGUAAAGACUUUUUUGUGUAUCACCCUAUUUUUGUGUUGGCCCUGGUAGACUGUUGUUAACAUUGUGAUCAUUGAGGAUUGUACUGAUAGCACAAAUAACAUGAAGCAGGCAGUUGAAUUUGCAGCCGAGAUAAUUAUGUUCUUAUCAGAUUGAAAGGCAAUAAUGAAACAUAAAUAAUAAUCAAAUGUGAUGGGUAUGGUGCGCUAGUAUGACUAUUAUCAGUAGAGUACAAGCAUCAUGCAUGCUCUUGCUAGUCCUAUAUUAAAUUUUUCACUUGUUUCUUAUGAAAUUUACAGAUGGACUGUAAUAGUGUCACACUAUAUAGCAAUUUUUUUGUAUUGGAGAGUAAACACAGCACAUAUUUCUACAGUGUCUGGCAUAUUUCUGUGCUAAAGCGUAGCGCAUUUUAAACUGGGAGGGAGGUAUAUAAAACUAAUCAGAACUGAAACAACUAUCUAAGUUUCUGAUCACUGAAGAUCUAGGGUCCAUUCACCGAUGCAAGUCAUAAUGUAAUGUACAGCAAUGUACAUACGUAUUUUGAUACUCAUGGAAGGUUAACUUCAAAAAUAUCUGAACUAUGUCUUUGUCAAUAUGUGCAUUUAUGUGAUAAAGCAAAAUGUAUGUAUAUUCCACUGGUUAAGCUUACUCGGCUAACUUCAACAAUUUGUAACAGUAUAUCAAUGAGUGUACCCUUUUGUUGAUUUAUCUUUUGCUAGUCCCCAUAAUCUUUGCUGUGUACUGCAUCUUGUUGAUCUGUCAUAUCCUCCAAAGUGGCAUUGUUAUAUAUGAAAAUUACGCAGAUGUUCAUCUAUAAUCUUCAGAGAAAUCAGGCUCCUUAAAUACACAUGUUGAGUUAAAACAAA
This is a messenger RNA of Frankliniella occidentalis (western flower thrips), 5608 nucleotides long. RefSeq names its product protein kinase C-binding protein NELL1-like. Lineage: Eukaryota; Metazoa; Arthropoda; Insecta; Thysanoptera; Thripidae. The transcript is spliced from 15 exons. The record is from RefSeq and is a predicted model, not a curated record. The coding region runs from base 149 to 3151 and encodes 1000 amino acids. Gene Ontology annotation, molecular function: calcium ion binding; protein binding.